AUUGGUCAUUUUGACAGUUCCAAAAGAAUGGAAAACGUGCGUGUGUGUAUAGCAGAACAGAACAGUAUACUUACUUGCACGAGGUUAUUAAAUGUAAAAUUGUUGAUAGGUAUAAUAUAAUUUUGGUAUUUGAUUGUCAAAGAGGCAACAGUCAUGGGGAAGAAGCGAAGAGCUUAUGAAAUGGAUCCUACUUGCUUAUAGAAUUUACACAAAGUAAGGAGGAACGUAUGAUGAUGACAAUUGGAGAGAUCAUUCGAGAACUUUUAAAUGCACAUGAAGCCAAUAAGGAUGUGGAUUUAAACAAACUAAAAACACAGAUUUCAUCCAAAUAUGGUCUUUCAUCAUCACCUAAAUUAGUUGACAUCAUUGCUGCUGUUCCAUAUGAUGUCAAACACAUUCUUUUGCCAAAACUUAAGGCAAAACCCAUUAGAACAGCGAGUGGUAUCGCAGUUGUAGCCGUCAUGUGUAAGCCACAUAGAUGUCCACACAUUAAUAUGACAGGAAAUAUUUGUGUUUAUUGUCCUGGUGGUCCAGAUUCAGAUUUUGAGUACUCUACACAAUCUUAUACAGGAUAUGAACCUACAUCAAUGAGGGCAAUACGGGCUCGUUAUGAUCCUUUUUUACAGACAAGACAUAGAGUCGAACAGUUAAAACAGUUAGGACACAGUGUAGAUAAAGUAGAAUUUAUAGUUAUGGGAGGAACAUUUAUGUCUUUACCAGAAGAUUAUAGGGAUUAUUUUAUAAGAAAUUUGCAUGAUGCUCUAUCUGGACAUGUAAGCAAUAACGUAGCGGAAGCUGUUAAGUAUUCAGAAAGAAGUAGAACUAAAUGUAUAGGUAUUACUAUUGAAACACGACCAGAUUACUGUUUGAAAAAGCACUUAUCAGACAUGUUAAAUUAUGGAUGUACUCGAUUGGAAAUUGGAGUUCAGUCUGUAUAUGAAGAUGUAGCUCGAGAUACUAAUAGGGGUCACACAGUACGAGCAGUUUGUGAAAGUUUUCAACUAUCUAAAGAUGCUGGGUUCAAAGUUAUUGCACAUAUGAUGCCUGAUCUCCCUAAUGUGGAUAUUGAAAGAGACAUUGAGCAAUUCAUUGAAUUUUUCGAAAAUCCAGCUUUUAGAGCUGAUGGUUUAAAAAUAUAUCCUACUUUAGUUAUUAGAGGCACAGGAUUAUAUGAAUUGUGGAAAACAGGAAGAUAUAAAAGCUAUCCACCAAGUGUACUUGUUGAUUUAAUAGCACGAGUCUUAGCCCUUAUCCCCCCAUGGACGCGCGUCUAUCGUGUUCAAAGAGAUAUUCCUAUGCCUUUAGUAAGUUCUGGUGUAGAGCAUGGAAAUCUUCGUGAAUUAGCUCUUGAAAGAAUGAAAGAUUUGGGAGUCACCUGUAGGGAUGUCAGAACAAGAGAAGUUGGAAUUCAAGAGAUACACAAUAAAGUUCAACCUAAUGAAGUUGAAUUAAUUCGUCGGGAUUAUGUGGCAAACAAUGGAUGGGAAACGUUUUUGUCUUACGAAGAUCCUUUACAAGAUAUAUUAGUUGGUUUAUUGAGACUUAGAAAAUGUUCUAAUGACACUUUCAGAGCUGAAUUAAAGGAAAAGUGUUCUAUUGUAAGAGAACUUCAUGUAUAUGGAAGUGUUGUGCCAGUAAACGCGAGAGAUCCUACGAAAUUCCAACAUCAAGGUUUUGGUAUGCUAUUGAUGGAAGAAGCAGAAAGAAUCGCAAGGGAAGAGCAUGGAUCUAAAAAAAUUGCUGUUAUUUCAGGUGUAGGAACUAGGAAUUACUACCGGAAAAUGGGCUAUGAAUUAGACGGACCUUAUAUGUCAAAGUCUCUUUAAUAAUAAACUUUUUAUACGGCUAAAA
This is a messenger RNA of Nasonia vitripennis (jewel wasp), 1851 nucleotides long. RefSeq names its product elongator complex protein 3 (gene Elp3). Gene Ontology annotation, biological process: tRNA wobble base 5-methoxycarbonylmethyl-2-thiouridinylation. The record is from RefSeq and is a predicted model, not a curated record. The transcript has 9 exons. Bases 228 to 1826 code for a protein of 532 amino acids. Gene Ontology annotation, cellular component: cytoplasm; elongator holoenzyme complex; nucleus. Gene Ontology annotation, molecular function: acyltransferase activity, transferring groups other than amino-acyl groups; iron-sulfur cluster binding. Lineage: Eukaryota; Metazoa; Arthropoda; Insecta; Hymenoptera; Pteromalidae.